AUGGCAACGCAAACUCAAACCAUUCCCAUCACAUCCCAACAGGAUCGACCGACCAUCGAGACCAAGCUCGGGUCGAGGUCGGCUCCAAAGUCAGACGAUUCUUUGAAAGAUGUCAAAGCAUUCGAUGUCACUCCGGUUAUUGGCCGCGAGUACCCAGAAGCGGAUCUCAAGGAGUGGUUGGGAAGUCCUAAGGCUGACCAGCUCAUCAAAGACCUGGCCAUCACGAUCUCUCAGCGUGGCGUUGUUUUCUUCCGGAAGCAAGAUGGCCUGACCAAUGACCUGCAGAAGAAACUUGUGCAAAGGCUCGGCGAGCUGUCUGAGACGCCCAAGGAGUCCGGCUUACACAUUGGUCCCGUCUCCAACAGUGGUCGUACACUGGGUGGCAGGGACGAUGAAAUCAGUGUCAUCUCCUCCGAGCAAGCCAAGAAAUUGUACAAGAAUCGUAUCUUCGGCGGUACCAAGCAGAGUCGUAAAGAGGGCUGGCAUGGCGACAUCACGUUCGAGCACGUCCCGAGUGACUACGCCAUCCUACGAUUGGCCGAGCUACCAGAGACGGGAGGCGACACUUUUGGCGAGCGAGGGAACCCAGAGAACGUCGGCUCCGAGCUCACAGCUGUACAUCCCGUUGUCCGCACAAACCCGGUCUCGGGCUGGAAAAGCAUCUUCGCCGUGGGCCAUCACGCAAAGCGCAUCAACGAGGUCGCAGAGCCAGAGAGUGAACACCUAUUGAAGUGGUUCACGCAGCUGAUCGUGGAGAAUCAUGAUCUCCAGGUCAGGUACAAGUGGCAGAAUCCCAAUGAUGUGGCGAUCUGGGACAAUCGCAGUGUCUUCCAUACAGCGACCUACGAUUACGAUGGUGUGAGGACUGGACAGAGGGCGGUCAGCAUUGGAGAGAAGACGUACUUGGACCCCAAUAGUACGAGUAGACGCGAGGCGCUGGGUACGGUGGCGACGUAG
Messenger RNA from Recurvomyces mirabilis, 957 nucleotides. RefSeq lists its product as uncharacterized. Gene Ontology annotation, molecular function: 2-oxoglutarate-dependent dioxygenase activity. Gene Ontology annotation, cellular component: cytoplasm. The record is from RefSeq and is a predicted model, not a curated record. NCBI's taxonomy places the organism in Eukaryota, Fungi, Ascomycota, Dothideomycetes, Mycosphaerellales, Teratosphaeriaceae. The coding region runs from base 1 to 957 and encodes 318 amino acids. The transcript is spliced from 3 exons.